Molecule: messenger RNA, 2489 nt
Organism: Ruditapes philippinarum (Manila clam)
Lineage: Eukaryota; Metazoa; Mollusca; Bivalvia; Venerida; Veneridae
Exons: 8
Coding region: 1-2310 (769 amino acids)
Source: RefSeq, a predicted model, not a curated record
AUGACAGACGACAAUAUUCAGGAUGAAACAAGGACAUAUAACAUUGGCAGUGAUCAUACAGUCGACCUAGGAAGCAAAGUAUACAUUGAUGGUCUAAAAAUAGAACAAGGGAGCGGUUCAUUCAACGUUCAAAUCUUCCAAGGAUCAUGCAUAGAACUGGUAGAUGGCAAUUUACAAACUAUCGAAGAUUGGUAUCUUGGCUUCAACAAUGGAGAAAUUACAACAUUUGAGAUGAGUUCGUCAUAUUUGUUUGCUCCUGUUCUUGCGAGAUGUUUAUAUUUUAAUUCUACUGACAAUUUGAUGGGUAGAAGACUUAGUGUAAGACAGGUUACAAGUAAAUUCGUCUUGGCAGAAUACAUGGCAGUAAAGGCGGAAUGGAAUAAACCCGUCUGCAGUGAAAUGGAAGUGAUGUCAAGGAAGGAUAUAAUACCCGACCAUGCUAUAGAUAUAACCCAGUUCACGCUUUCAUUUGUCAAUUUUUCUAACGGAGGUGAAUUUACCGUACCAGCCGUAUCGGCAGGAUAUAUCGAUGUUUUCGUUCACGAUGCAGCCGAAUUCUGGGUUAACAAUCUUGAAAUUCUGGUAUCAGUUGAUGCUGAAAUAACAAUAAAAUACUUAACGUAUACAAAUUGCACUAACCAUUCAACUGGAAAUCUAGAAGAAGUUUCUUUGAAUGACGCUAUCAUCAGACACGUUCCCGCAAACGUCCUUCAUCGUGAAUUGUUCGCUGACCUGAAAGUCGCGAACAUGCCGGCAUUUUGUUGCGAAUAUUUAGAAAUACAAGUUAGAGCUGACGACCCUGUUGUAAAUUCUGUGUUCACAGUUGCGUUAAAUAUAAGCGGAUUCUUCCUAGGACCGGGAAAUCUUUUCUCAAGUAUGACACCUAUACAGAAUCUAUUUGACACUAACAAUGUGUCAGUCCGGGCAUGGUUUCAGCCGAGACCAAUCGUUGCUUUUGACGCUCUCCGACCUGGAGGUGGGGGUCUCAUGCUUGGUACAAUAAUGGAAGAUAUUUCAAUUACCAUUUACCUCAGCAUGGACGUUGACAUUCCUGUGAAAAGUGUAGAGUUAAGAGGUACCUUGUUUGCAGCUGCUGUAGAUAUUGGUGGCGAAACACUCUUUGGUUCGAAAAACUCUUCUGAUUCUAUCGUCAUAACGUUCUCUAACGCCGCCGGGAAAUAUGUACACAUCUUUGAUAUACAGCCGGCAACCAGCACAACAUAUAUAGAUAUGACAGUUAGAAUAAACGCCUGCGUCAUGCAAAGCAAUUCAUCAAAUGCCAAUUUAACUACGAUAUACCAGUCGGGUCCUCAAACAGUAUCAAACACUUCAGCAAUCUACAGUUCAUUUACGCAGAUUCCACCAGAUAUGCAGCUAGUUACAACAACAACAACAACAACAUACAAUUGGAAUACAAUUGCGUCUAGCCGUCUUGGUCACCUUUCAGUAACAACGACUACCCCGCAUCACCAUUCAACUACGACGACAAACCCACUAGUUAAUUAUCCUGUAACAUCGACUACUCAAAAUCACCACUCAACGACGACGACAGAUCAAUUCAUAAAUAAUUUAGUAUCUACCGCCACACUUAACGCUUUCUCAACUGCGAUAAAUACACCAGUAAAUAACCAAGUUCUCUCAGCAACUCUAACCUCUUUCUCAACUGCAAUUAAUACACCAGGUAAUAAUCCAGUUCCCUCGGCCACUCUAAACUCUUUCUCAAUUGCGAUAAAUGCGUCAGUUAGUAACCCAGUUCCCUCGGCCACCCUUAACUCUUUCUCAACUGCGAUAAAUACACUAGUAAAUAAUCCAGUUCCAUCAGCCACUCCAAACGAUUUCUCAACUGCUGCCACAAAUUCAGCAGGUAACCUUACAGUUACACCAAUUUCUACAAAUGGCAACCAAAAUGGGACAAACAAUCCGACUUCAAAUGCAGUCUCGGAAAAUACUCCACAUGCUACUACUACAAAAGAGACAACCAUCUCUCUAGAGUCGACAACCGAGUCCAACAAGAAAGGACAAACUGCAAACAAAGGAUGCAUUUGUUCUAACGCGACACGGAAUUAUACAUCCGCGGAAUUAAAAGAGGUUGUGAAAGAAAUUGUAAAAAAUCUCACAGUUCCCGUCUCAAAAACGUCGGCUUUUAAAAGGUCAAAAAUGUCGAUGCCAGACGAGCGGAGAUCGUCUGCGGUUAUUGGAGCGGUAGGAGUCGCUAGCAUGGUUACAAUUUUCGGGGCUGUCGUAGCAAUGGAUGCGAUUCACAUCAUUUCUGCAGUUAAUUUCAUUAAGUCGAUUAUAAUCAAAGGCUAAUGAAUUUUUAUGCUCUUGUUGUCUUUACAUUUAGAAGUAAAUUUGGUCAUACAUAUUUUUUCAUUAACUUUUUAUCUGUUUUAAUUAAGUCAGCCAAAACGGCCGUUGAUACAAAUGUUUUAAUUGUUACAGAAUUGCACAUAUUGUUAAUAGUUUCUCCAGACGUUGCCAUAUGUAUA